Messenger RNA from Penicillium verhagenii, 1320 nucleotides. RefSeq names its product putative salicylate hydroxylase. The record is from RefSeq and is a predicted model, not a curated record. Lineage: Eukaryota; Fungi; Ascomycota; Eurotiomycetes; Eurotiales; Aspergillaceae. The coding region runs from base 1 to 1320 and encodes 439 amino acids. The transcript is spliced from 7 exons. Gene Ontology annotation, biological process: secondary metabolite biosynthetic process. Gene Ontology annotation, molecular function: monooxygenase activity; FAD binding.
AUGGAUAUCCCUCAGGCAAAUGUGCCUUUGGACGUGGUCAUUGUGGGAGCCGGUAUGGUCAUUCUGAGCUGGAAUCGCAUUGGUGGCAUGGCAGCGGCCUUGACAUUAGGCCUACGAGGUCAUCGGGUGGUGGUUCUUGAGGGUGCACCAAAACUCAUGGAAGUCGGUGCUGGAAUUCAAGUUUCUCCCAACAUGUUGCGACUAUUUGAUCGAUGGGGAGUUUCGGACUUGAUCCACGCUCAAGAUGUUGCACUUGAGCAUAUCCACGUUCGACGAUGGGAGGAUGGCUCCCUGCUGGGAACAAUGCCCGUCAAUAAGACCUUUGGACAGCAAGUUGUCAUCCAUCGCGCAGACCUCCACAACGCUUUAAUUGACAAGGCAUUGGAACUCAAGAAUGUGGAAUUGCGAGUGGACUCGAUUGUGACUAGUGUCGAGUUCAGCCCUGCGUCAGUCACAUUGGCUAACGGGACCGUUGUUCGUGGCGACAUUGUCAUUGGGGCUGACGGGAUCAAAUCCACUAUUCGGGGUCAUCUCUUGGAUGAUUCAUCCAUCAAAGCCAUCCCCACCGGAGAUGCCGCUUAUCGAAUUAUGCUUCCCCGUAGUGUCAUGGAGGCAGAUCCAGAACUGAAGCAACUGAUCGACGAGCCGCAGGCGACUCGCUGGCUGGGCCCCUCACGGCAUAUUAUCGCGUAUCCCGUUCGGAAUCAUGAGUUGUAUAACGUUGUUCUAUUGCACCCAGACCGCCAAGAGGUCGAGGAAUCCUGGACAACCAAGGGCUCAAAGCAGGCCAUGAUUGACAAUUAUCGAGGAUGGGACCAGACUGUGAGGAAGUUGAUUGACUUGGUGGACGACGACGAGGUUCUUGAGUGGAAAUUGUGUCUUCAUAGCCCUCUCAAAACCUGGAUCCGAGAGUCAGUAGCUCUUAUUGGUGACGCAUGUCACCCAAUGCUCCCUUAUGUUGCCCAGGGGGCGGCACAGGCAGUGGAGGAUGCAGCUGCAUUGGGCGUCCUUUUGUCCAACAUCACUUCCCGUCAUGAGAUCCCCCGUGCACUGCAGGUAUAUGAGGUAUCUAGAAAGCAGCGUGCGGAGACUGUACAGCAGUCAGGUUCUGAAAACCGUAUCACUUUGCAUUUCCCUGACGGACCUGAUCAAAUCGCCCGCGACGAGCAAUUCCGCGCAGCGGCUACCGGCUCCAAUCCUGAUAAGUGGUCUGAUCGCGAAACGCAGAAGUUCUUGUGGGGCUGGGAUGCAGAGCAGGCUUCGUUGGAUGCCUGGAAAAAAAUGGGCACGGACGAGACGAAGUUGAACGCCAGCCUCUAG